CUCGCGGGCUUUCACAUCACCUCCUGCCUUUCUUCACUUGCUCUCCUGUAGCGAGUUGUUGGUGUCCUCCUUUCUCUAACAUGAGUGAUUAUUAAGUUACUGUGCUCGGCGAAGGCGCGCAAAACCGCUCCAGUGUGUGACCACGGAGUGAGGGAGAAGUAUGAGAUCAAUAGUCUGAACCCGCUUCACCUCGACGAAGAAGAAGAAUCGAUCAGAUCGGUAAUCGUUCUUUUCUUAUCUGGCGGCCUUCACUUACACCGCAUGAUGGGAUCUUUUCGGCGUCCCAGGCCGCGCUUCAUGAGCUCACCGGUACUGUCGGACCUGGCCCGCUUUCACGCCAGCUCACCGACUCUGCAGCUCUCUAAUGCAAGUGUCUGGAACAGUGUCCAGACUGCUGUCAUCAAAGUAUUCCAAGGAGGAGGGCUUCAGGCCAAUGAGCUGUACAGUUUAAACGAAAGCAUCAGGUGGCUUCAGAGGACAGAAUUGGGUUCCUUCAUCACAGAGUACUUUCAGGAUCAGCUGUUAAACAAAGGCCUGGCAUGUAUAUUGGAGAAAAUUCAGCUUCACGAGGAUGAAAACUGGCUCCAAGCUUUGUCUGAGAUGUGGGUAGCAUUUUUUACUGAAAUCCUGCCAACACUUCAAGCCAUAUUCUAUCCUGUACAGGGCCAAGAGCUGACAGUGAGGCAGAUGGCUUUGCUCGGUUUUAGGGACCUGGUUUUGCUGAAACUUCCUCUGGAGAAAAAGCUGCAUACUGCCUCUUAUCCUCCUGCUAUAAUGCAGAUGCUGCUUAUACUACAGGGCAUUCAUGAGCCUGGUGGGCCUAGUAAAGAGUACUACCUUCUGGAGAGACUGGUGGACAUGGUGAUUUCACCCUACCUGAGUAACUAUCUCUACAUGAGCCACAGGGACACCACUUCAGACUGUCAUUUGGAACAAUCCAAGUUAACAUCCUCGCCACACUAUGGACAGCCAGAGAUCACAGUCACACACUUUGCUCCAGAGUCGUUGCUGGCUCCACUUGUAGAGCACGAAGGUGAGGCCUAUCUGGAGAGGACUGGGGGCGUACGACGGCACACGGUUGCUAACGUUCAGUCAGACAUCCAGCUUCUCUCCGUCACAAACAAAAUGCACACUGGCGAAGCUGAUGGCAGUGGGAAUGGCCAAGGGACUAAAUCCGGCAGAUGUGGUUCUCCCAGGCCGCGAUCAGCUGCAUCAGAAUCUCUGAGGCGACAGAGCCCUGCUCACAUGAGCUGUGAACUGGCCAGUUGAUGUGUCCUAGAGGACAAGGGAGUACCCUAAAUAUGCCUGCCAUUGUGCCCUAGAUCAAAAGCCCAUGCGGUCUGCUAUUUACUCACAGUAUGUGGCCUGCACUAAAAGAAAAAUCAGCAUCAUUCACACCAUACAAGGAAGCAUCAGAAGUCAUCCCUCCCCAAGACUGACCAUGACUGCAGGUACUUUGUUAGUCACAUUAGUGGCGUCAUGUGGAGCACCACAGCAGUUUGUGUGCAGCAUGACGCCAUAAUGACCGCUGACAUGUGUCCAGUGGAAAAACACUUGCUGUACAACAUACAGUGGAGUUGUAUGUAAAACAGUGUGUGAAUAAGUGGAUUGUACGGGUGUUUUAAGUGUACGUUUCUGGACAUAAAUUUGCACAUUUACUCAUUUUCUCAUGAAGUACUGAACAGUGAACAGCACAUAUUUUCACCCACAGCAAAAUCUGCUCAAAAGUUACUGCAGCAAUUUUUCAUGAAUGAUGGCUUAUUAUAUUAUAUAACUAACGAGUUAUUGUUCAAUACAGUUGUUUAUCCACUUUUAAAGCAUGGGGUAAAAGGAAUGCAUAAAGAGCUAAAAAGGACCUGUUCUUAGCUCAGUCACCACCUAUGCAGUUCUCUAAGAAGCAUGCUUUUUUUCUGCUGUGGAAGUCGCAAAGCUGUGUGGAAUUUCAGCCCUGCUGAGCUACCAGAGUUUACAUAGCUGCAGUAAGGCAGGGGUGCACAACUUGUGCUGGCUGGCCAGAGUUCAGCACAGUUUGGUGGUUUCCCUUCUGUAACACAACUUCUAAACUUUAUUAUGAAUGGUUCAGUCCUUGAAGUGAAUGUUGCUAACAAUGCGUUAAAGUUAAUAUCUACCAUUGUACAAUAGCGUUGUUAAAAUUACAUCAUGCUAAUAUUGGCUAACAGUGACUAGCAACAUUAGCUAGUAUGACUGAGCCAUUUUUCUUUAACUGAUGAGUUAAAUCAGGUGUGUUUUGUGCAGAAAAAAUGCCAAAAUGGACUAGACUGGAGUUGUGCACCUCUACAGUGAAGUCUUAGUCAAAACCUUACUGAGCCCUCAGCUGUAUGGGAUUAAGGACUUAAGUGCACUGCCUUACACUUUCUGGUUUCGAGCCAUUUUAUAUUCUAUUUACUGUUUCUUUGUAGUGGAGAGGCACAGAAAUAGUAGCUCCUAGGGAAAUUUAGUGAUUUUAUUUCAGGACAUAUUUAGUGUUUGAUUAGUGCUUGAUAAUUACAUGUGAGUGUUUUAUGAUGAAUAUGAUGUAUAGUAUUACAAUUUUACAGUUAUUAAGUACAAAAUAAUAAAGCAUUUCGUUGAGCAAUUUUGUAGAUUUCUUGGCUGAUUAGGAUUUCAUUGGGCAGAAGUCUAUAAUGCAAACUGUAUUGCUGAUUCUUUAUGUAAUGCAAUCUUGAUCCAUCGUCUUUAAUGCACAUCUCCUUUCUGGUAGUUGUUAUAGAACCUAGCAGUGGAUCACUGGUUUUGAUAAGACACAAGUGGGGGCUGUUUUCUUCAGGGCUACAACCAAACCUUGUUCGAUGUAGUGUUCCUAGAAUAGAUAAGGAGUUAAGAAGCUUUAGUGGCCUUAUUUGAAUGCUGAUCCCCUCCAGGGAAAACCUUUGUGCGGCACUGUUGAGGAAUCUGACCCUUCUGAGGGGGUGAAGGUGCUGUUCAAGGACGUUAGACCCAUAGGUAAGAGUGCUAGAGGCUUAUUUGGUUCUGUGUAAUGUGCAAUAAAUAUGAAAAUGGAGGACAGAAUUUAUUCUAUUAAGAACAGUAAAUGCCAAAUGCACUCAAUAUCAAAUGAUGACUUAUAAACUAGGGGUGUAACUUGGGCUGCACAAUAAAUUGGAUUUUUAUCGUCAUCACUGUAUGGGUUUCUAUGAUAAACACAUCGGUAAGAGCUGCAGUGACAGAAUAGAUCAAAUUAUCUUACACACAGUGCCAGGA
Colossoma macropomum (tambaqui) is the source of this 3222-nucleotide messenger RNA. RefSeq names its product proline rich 5 like (gene prr5l). NCBI's taxonomy places the organism in Eukaryota, Metazoa, Chordata, Actinopteri, Characiformes, Serrasalmidae. Gene Ontology annotation, cellular component: TORC2 complex. Gene Ontology annotation, biological process: TORC2 signaling. The record is from RefSeq and is a predicted model, not a curated record. The transcript is spliced from 9 exons. Bases 262 to 1269 code for a protein of 335 amino acids.